Molecule: messenger RNA, 930 nt
Organism: Aspergillus clavatus NRRL 1
Lineage: Eukaryota; Fungi; Ascomycota; Eurotiomycetes; Eurotiales; Aspergillaceae
Product: putative aldo-keto reductase (AKR)
Exons: 2
Coding region: 1-930 (309 amino acids)
Cellular component (GO): cytosol
Molecular function (GO): aldose reductase (NADPH) activity
Source: RefSeq, a predicted model, not a curated record
AUGUCCUGGGAUAAGUAUCUACUGCGUCCCGUCCCAAGCGCCCCAUCCACUUAUCUUCCGGUCCUCAUCUAUGGCACGGCAUGGAAGAAAGAGCGGACCGCGGACCUAGUGUACCAGGCAUUGAAGGCAGGGUUCAGAGCAGUAGAUACAGCUGCCCAACCAAAACAUUACCGAGAGGAUCUGGUAGGAGAAGGCAUUCGCAGAGCGAUUCAGGAGGGGGCAGUCCGACGCGAGGAUAUAUAUCUCCAAACCAAAUUCACGUCCAUCCAAGGGCAGAAUCCUGAUAACAUGCCUUAUGAUCCCAAGGCUUCGGUGACGGAUCAAGUGCAUGCUUCAAUCAGCUCGUCUCUGCACAAUCUCCGUCCGUCAGACGCGCCAGUGAGCGUCGAAGAUGCCUACAUUGAUACGCUCGUUCUUCACUCGCCUUUGCCGACAAUGGCGCAGACCCUGGAGGCCUGGAUGACGCUAGAGACAUACGUUCCGCAUCGCAUUCGGCAUCUAGGUAUAUCGAACUGUACCUUGCCUGUGCUGAAAGAGCUCUACUCCCAGGCGAACAUCAAGCCGGCAGUGGUGCAGAAUCGCUUCUACCCGGAUACACGAUUUGACGUACCGCUGCGCGCUUUCUGUCGCGACCAAGAUAUCAUUUAUCAGAGCUUCUGGACCUUGACGGCCAACCCAGAGUUGAUUCGAUCACAGGCUGUCCAGUCCCUCGCGGAACACACCGCUGUCAGCCCCGCCGCGGCGUUGUACUGUCUUGUUCUGGGGCUAGGAAAGACGACUGUUCUGAAUGGAACGACCAACACAAGUCGGAUGCAGGAGGAUCUGAUAGCGGUGCGAAAAGUCCAACAGUUUACACAGGUCAACCCCGAACUCUGGGAGAGGAUGCUGGCCCACUUCAAGAGACUGACAGGGGAUGUUGCUGCUCUGUGA